AUGUCCUUAUGGAACAAAGUGCUCAAUGGUUUCUUAAAUCAUGACUUAGCUGAAAGAAGACUUAUUACUUUCCACCAUUCUCUCCCAGAAAGCUGUUCCAGUGAACCGGAUUGCCCCAUCCUUUGUUCUCCUGCUAUGAUUGCCCUUUUCUUCCUAAGUAUCCUGACUGCCCCACAUGCUGGGGGUCACACUCUGGACACCCCACAACUGCCAAGGGAGCUGUCACCAGGAUUCUCAAAAGAUAUCAAUGUCACGUUCUUCAAUGGGGUGUUUAAAAAUGUGGAAAGUGUGGCUGAAAUUUUUGACUGCCUGGGUUCCCACUUCACCUGGCUGCAGGCUGUCUUCACCAACUUUCCUGUGCUGCUGCAGUUUGUGAAUGGUAUGAGGUGUGUGGCUGGUCUCUGCCCCAGAGACUUCGAGGACUACGGCUGUGCCUGCAGGUUUGAGAUGGAAGGGCUGCCUGUGGAUGAGACUGACAGCUGCUGCUUCCAGCACCGCAAGUGUUAUGAGGAGGCUGCUGAGAUGGAUUGUCUCCAAGAGUCCACCAAGCUCCGCACAAAUGUCAACUGCAUCAGCAAGAUUAUCACAUGUGAAUCCAAGGACCCUUGUGAACGUUUGCUCUGUUCCUGUGACAAGGCUGCCAUAGAGUGCUUGGCUCAGUCCAACGUCAAUGCUUCCCUGAAUCUUCUGGACACCUCUCUUUGUCUGCUUCAGCCUCCAGAGACAACUGGCAGCAAAGAGUUGACCACACUUCUGCCCAAAGGGGUUCCUCCGGAGCCUACAGACACCAGCCUGAUGGCCCUCUCAGGAGAAGGAAGGAAGCAGCUUGUGGAAACCAAGGUGGGAUGCCCAAGGUUGACAUACUCUGUUUCUUCUUUUUUGGGACAAGAAACAGGCCAAGACAGGGAAGGUGCAGAAGUCACUAUGACCACGACCCUUCCAGGAUCAGCAGAGAUUGUGAUCACAGUUCAGGGGGUCUCUGCUGUCCCCACCAGCACCCUGUAUUUGGGUUCAGCCAUGUCUUCUGUCAAAGGUGGCCCCGGGAAGACUGCUGGAAGAGCCUGUGACCGGCUCACCUUCGUGCAGCAGGAAAAUGGGUACAACAUGCAGGGGGCAUCUCGACUGGGGGAGAUGCUUUUUUGCCUGACGUCUCGGUGCCCAGAGGAAUUUGAGUCUUAUGGCUGCUACUGUGGGCAAGAAGGACGAGGAGAGCCCAGGGAUGCUCUGGACAGGUGCUGCUUUGCCCACCACUGCUGCCUGAAGCAGGUGAGGAGGCUGGGAUGCCUGCCAGAGAGGCUUCCUCCAUCAAGGGUGAUGUGUGAGGACAGCACGCCCAAGUGUGUGGGGCAGAGCCUGUGCAUGAAGCUGCUUUGUGCCUGUGAUGAGACAGCAGCCCAGUGCAUGGCCUCUGCCUUCUUCAACCAAAGCCUCAAGUCAUCAGGCCGCCAAGAGUGCCAGGGCCAUCAGCUCUCCUGUGAGGACAGCAUGCAUGGAGGGGCUUCUGCUCCCCUCCUGGGCUCCAGCUCUGAGGAGGUCAGUGAGGAAGAGAGGCCCCAUGCGGAGGGCCCGAGAAGAACUAAAAGAUUUCUGGGCAACUCACUUGGUCUCAAGAGGACCAGACCACAGUAUGUUCCUAGGCAGAUCCACAGAUAA
Messenger RNA from Sorex fumeus (smoky shrew), 1653 nucleotides. It is a transcript of the gene OC90, whose product is annotated as otoconin 90. Gene Ontology annotation, biological process: phospholipid metabolic process; lipid catabolic process; arachidonate secretion. The transcript has 13 exons. The record is from RefSeq and is a predicted model, not a curated record. Gene Ontology annotation, cellular component: extracellular matrix. Lineage: Eukaryota; Metazoa; Chordata; Mammalia; Eulipotyphla; Soricidae. The coding region runs from base 1 to 1653 and encodes 550 amino acids. Gene Ontology annotation, molecular function: phospholipid binding; calcium ion binding.